GAAACACCAGCAAACAUGGCUGCUUUGAGAAAAAGUAAUGUUGAGAAGCCGUUUUUAUAAGAGAAGGAAAGACGAGCUACAAAAGGUGACAUGGAGGUAGAAGACAGGAGAAGUCCCGCAGAGGUGGAGCCUAACAGGUGUGGACAGCUGGAUGUCCACCUCAGUCCAGAUGAUCCAAGUGAUGAAACCUUUAAAGCCGAAGAGUCAGAUGUGCCUGCUGAUUUGGACUGGUUAGAAGAAUUGUCUGAAGAGGAUGAUGGUGUUGGCGAUGGUGACGGUGACCUUGCGGCCAUGGCUGACGGUUGUAAGAAGAGGAGUUAUGCCGAGACAGCACGGAUGUUCAAGCUGAGACGAAACCUCGACCAGCUGGACUGCUUUCACCGACAGAAGGAGCAUGACGUGCUGAAAGCCAGAGAAAAGCUAAAACUCUGUCAACAGAAUAUUCAAAGUUUGUUGGAGCAGAGGGAUAACUUGGAGAGAGAGAUAGAACAACAGAAAGUAACAGACAACAGCGUGGCUUUGUUUCGACUGCGAGCCCGGCAUAAGCACCUAUGUCAAAAGCUGCAGAGCGAGGAGGAGCUCGAGGGCCACAUCAACAUUGAGCUGAAGCAACUAGAACUGGAGCUGAGUGAGGUGGAAGUUGAGCUUGGCAGAUGCUCCUUGCUCCGGCAGGAGGUGCAGGAAGAGGAGCAGCUCUUCCAGGUUCUUAAAGCCCAGAAGGCAGCAACGAGGCUGCAGCAGGAGAGGGAAGCCAGCCAAAACCUGCAACUCAAGAUGAAGAAUCUGAGGGAUAAACAGGCAGCCAUGCUAAAGAAAGAGGAGACUGAAUGUCAGAGGAAAAUCGAAGAGGGCCGAGCGAGCCGCAAAAUAGCUGCCAAGUACUUGAAACAGACUGUAAAAAGGAUGCAUCAGCAGGAGGCUGAGAGGGAGCGGCAGAACCGGGAGUUACUGGAAAAGAGGUUACAGGCUGUAAAGUCAUUGAAAACUAACAUAGAAGCAACCCAAGAGAAUUUACAGGUCCAGCAAAGCAGAGCCAGAGCUAACGCCCUGAAGAAAGAGCAGCUACAAAGACAACUGAGAGAAUCCCUGCAGGCCCAAGGAAUCAACAGUAUCAAACAUAUGUACCAGCAGAAACAACAGCAGGAAACAAAACGUAAAGAAGGGGAAUUUGAGGAGAGCCAGAAGUCAAAAAGAGUGGAGAUUGUUUCAAAAAUCCUUCAGGAAGAACAGCUGACGAAUAGGAGACAGAGGAAGCCAGCACUGCUACUGGCCAAACCCUCAGCCACUGAGAAGUUUCUAUCUCUGAGGAGGGCAAGUGAGAAGAUCCCGUACUACCUGGAUCCUGUUCCCCCAUCAGCUGCUGAGGAGAGAGCCACAAUCUUCAGAGAUUUCAGUGACACCAGCAGCUCCUCGUCAUCCUCAGCUUGCUCUGAUGUUGAGGACCUAGAGGGAACUGAGGAAAGCGAGGAGAAAGUGAAUCACCAGAUCCCUACUGACAGCCUGGCUGAGCCUGAAUUCUCCGGGCUGUGGGACCAAAACAUCAAGAAGAUCCCCAAUGAGAAUGCUACACUGGUGCAAACACAACUGAGGCAAGAAGAACCUCCAAUAGCGAGUGGAAAGCUCAAUAUGACUGCUAAAAGAAAUCGUGGAAAAGAGUUAAAAGGGCCCCCAUUCAUUAGUAAACCAGAGGUCAUCCUCUUCAAGGACUUUGAUGUGGGAAAAAUGUACAAGAAGAAAAUUGUCCUGACUAAUAUCAGCUACGCAGUUAUUAACUGCAAGUUUCUCGGGGUCUCCCCUCACUUGAAGAACUUUUUCACCGUCAACUUCCAGCCUCCUACUUUGUUAUCCACCGGGAUGUCAUUUGACAUGCAGGCCAUUUUCCAGCCAAUGAUCAACGAGGACUUGGAAGGAGAGCUCCAGUUUGCAUCAGCUCUGGGUCCCUUCUUUGUGCCCAUCAGAUGCACUGUAAAGAAAUGUAUUCUGGAGGUUGACAGCCAGUUCAUUGACUUUGGUUCGCACGUCGUGGGCCAGACUAUUUCACGGACCAUCACACUGACCAACAAGGGUGCACUGGCCACGCAUUUCAGCCUGGACAGCUCCACAUGUCUCAGUCCAGAAACGAGCUACGUCCAGAUGCCACCACAGGUCUCUGCCAACACAUACGAGGCAUCCAGUCAAAACACAGCAACUAACAACCAAAACAGCCCUGAAUCCAUUGAUGCUGAAGAUGUCCAAUCAAAGCUACAGAGUCAGGAGCUCUCUGCAGGAGAACAGCAAGAACAAUCAGUGUCAGAGGGUGCGAAAACUGUUCCUGAGGCUUGUCUUUCAUCUGAUUUGGACAAUCAGACAGACCAGACCCCCUCAGACUCCAGUGACAUAAAACUAAGAGAUGUGCGCGGGGGAGAGAUCGGGCCAUUUGAAAGUGUCAAACUGGAAAUUAUUUUCACCCCAACCAUUCCAGGAGAGACCAGACUGGACUUCUCCAUCAAAUUCUCUGAUAAAACCAGCAAACCAAUACCCAUCCAUGUGAGAGGUGUGGCAGUCAGCAUGCCUGUAUGGGUACUUCAGCCCAGCAUUGACCUAAAGAUCUGCAUGUUUGACCGCCUUUAUCAGGACACCAUCAUGGUCCAAAGCAGAGCCAGCACAGCUUUGAAACUGACCUUUGAGGUAUGUCAGGACAUGAGGAAGCACAUGGAGAUCUUACCAAAGACCGGCUUCAUCCAGGCUCAAUCAAGCUUUAGUGCCCAACUGAAGUUCAUCCCGAGACGCUCCUUGCCCAAAGAUGCAAAGAAGUUUUUUGACAGUGACACAGGAGUCCUGGAGGUUCCAAUGACAGUGCAAGUAGCAGGCCAGGUGCAGCCUGCCCAUUUCACGGUCCAUGCCAUUGUGACCUCCUCAGACCUGCAGUUUGACCACAGCGAGGUGGACUUUGGCUACUGUUCCAUUUACCAGUCAGUCAAGAGCAGCAUUCACCUCACCAAUCUGUCCCUCUUGCCCCAAGACUUUGGCUUCUUGGGUGUGCCUGAGUUUAUUGAGGUUCAGCCCAAUGAUGGAUUUGGUACUCUGCUCCCACAAGAAACCCUGGAGGUUGAUCUGAUUUUUAGUGCCCAAACUGCCAAAGAGUACCGCUUUCAGCUCAGCUGCAAGUCUGGAAUUAACAGAGAUUUUCUGCUGUCUUGCCGAGCAGUGGGUGUCCACCCACCACUGGAGCUCUCCCAUUUUCUGGUUCAGUUUGGAGCCACAGCAGUAGGUGACCAGUCCACUGCCAUGCUGUUCCUGAGCAACCAUCAAACGGGCCGUGACCAAAAUAGACAACCAGUCUCUCCAGGGGUCAAGGCGCCUGUAAUGCCCCGUUUGUUCUCCUUCGCCCUGCCAGAGGACUCGGACAUCGGCAUCAGUCCGUCUGCAGGACGCCUUCUUCCAGGAGAGAGAUGUCUUGUCCAGGUAACGUUCAAACCCAGACUGUUAGACCAGGAGAUCAAAGAAGAGGCGCUGCGUCGUCUUCAUCGAGCCAAGUUGCUCUAUGAGAGUGAGCUGGAGGGAAACAGACUGGCUGAACAGGAGGCAAAACCGGAGAUCCCACUGGAAGCUAGUAAGGGGAAAAAGGCGUCUGUGAAUCCAAAAAACAGCAAGGUGUCCAAUGAAGCAGAGAAAGGAAAGCAAAGUGAAUCACCACAUCCUGGCAACAUAGUACCAGGGUCAAGUUGGUAUGAGGAGGCCAAGGCCUCUCUGUUAUACUCCUUCAGGGAACGUUAUAGAGAGUACACCAUUCCCUGCUUUGUGUCAGAUGGCGACCCUCCAGAGGACGACAAACUGGUCCAGCCAGCAUGGAGUCCCUUCAAUACGCUGUACUUGAAGCUUCAGUGUCCUGCUGUACAACCCCCUCUAGUGGUGAUAUCCAACAAUGGCUGCAAUAUCAUAGACUUCCAUCAGGUGACAGUGGGAGACCGAGUGAUUAAAAGGUUUACAGUUCAGAACAUUUCACAGGAAUCUGUGGAUCUGAGCUCGUCGGUGUUGGACGUAUAUGGUCCCUUUUCCCUGCUCAAUGCUCUCAGAUCCAUAAGACCUGGAGAAAAACACACUCUGAUUCUCGCCUUCAGUCCAACUUUGGAAAAAAAGUACUGUGACAUGCUGGAGGUGCGGUGCCAGAAAAUGACCCUGGAAAUAACUCUGCUCGGGGAGGGAAUAGUCCCUGCUGUCACCUCCUCCCACACUGGAGAUGUUCUUGACUUUGGCUAUGUGCUGGAGAAGGAGACUGCCUCACAAGUCGUGAAGUUGCAGAACAGCUCAGCGGUGGCAGUGAGCUUCAGGGUGAUGCUCGCUAGUCUCUCUCCCUUCAGACCUCAGGGUGGAGCUGACCGGGUGGCCUUUCUGCUAGACAGAUAUGCAAACUCCCAUGUCCACCCUGCUGUGGGGACUCAGAACUACAGUGGGUUGAGCGUGUUCAGUGUGGUGCCAGUAGAGGGCAGCAUUCCUCCAGGGCAGAGCCAAGAAUUCACGGUCACCUUUCGGCCUGACCACCCGUCUGUCAACUACUCUGACAAACUCACCGUAGAGCUCAUGAAUAAGAGUAAAGUGUGUGUGAUGGAGCUGAAGGGUGCAGCCUCUUCACAUAGCAUGUAUCUGUGUGGCGGAGACCUGCUGACAGUGCCUGUUGAAUCCCUGCUCCCCUCAGUCAUAACCAGUGAACCUCAGCUCACAGCAGAGUCAGAGGUGACGGAGAGCCCCACCAUUCCUUUGUUGGUGACCCUGAAGGCCAGGUGUAGCUCAGGUGCCAUCACACCUGCAGUCAGGGAGCUGCAAGUGGGCUGUAUCCACUCCACACAAACCAGUAAGAAGGGUGUUGAGUUUUAUUGGGAUAAUGUGGCAUCCCUGCAGCAGCAGGGCUUUAAUGUGGAGCCCAGCAAAGGAACUGUGGACUCGGGCCAGCGACGCACCAUCAGGAUCACAUGGACACCCCACAUCGGAUACAAACCUUAUGAGGUGGUGGAGAUGUGCGUGCCUCUCACUUUAAAGGCCGACGGGAUGAAUGUUUACAGAGUCACCCUGAUGGCUUUGGUCUCCACGACCGCAGAUUGACCUCUGAAGGACUUGGAUGAUGGCCAGCAGGAAUUUUGCUCACACAUACUCUGACUAACCACAAAUACACAUCAUAUUGUCUGUG
This is a messenger RNA of Oreochromis aureus, 5164 nucleotides long. RefSeq names its product cilia and flagella associated protein 74 (gene cfap74). The transcript has 39 exons. NCBI's taxonomy places the organism in Eukaryota, Metazoa, Chordata, Actinopteri, Cichliformes, Cichlidae. The coding region runs from base 91 to 5079 and encodes 1662 amino acids. The record is from RefSeq and is a predicted model, not a curated record.